Xyrichtys novacula (pearly razorfish) is the source of this 11116-nucleotide messenger RNA. Lineage: Eukaryota; Metazoa; Chordata; Actinopteri; Labriformes; Labridae. The record is from the annotation of a GenBank genome assembly.
AUGGAGGCAAGUCUUAAGCAUUGCUUGGUUUGUAUAAUAAUGGAAAUAUUUCCAUCAUUUAUGAUAAGACAUUGAGGUCAGAGUGGGUUUAAUCUCUCUCUUUCUCUCUGUGUAGACAAAAGGACAGACGGCUGGCCUCUGGUCUACUCUCCUGUGCCUGUGGGUUGUAUUUUUCUCUGCUACCUGUUCAUCAUCUGGGUGGGACCAAAGCUGAUGGCCAAAAGACAGCCAGUCAACCUCAAACCUGUGCUGAUAGUUUACAACCUUGCCAUGGUCUGCCUGUCUGCAUACAUGUUCUAUGAGGUAAAACUGUGCACGGAAACAUCCCUUUAGGGUGAACAGGCUUAAUUUGCCUCACUUUUUUAUUGUGUAGAGGUCUUGUGGUAAAGUGUGAGUGAUAAACUCUCAAUAAAACAGAAGACAAAGAGAAUGAUAGCUGUGAAAAAUAAAGUAUCUUAUGAUUAAUAACUCUUUGGGAAAAGUAAGUUUUUGAAUUCACUGAAAAGAGGAUUGAUGAAUUUGAGGCACAACUGACUGGGCUGGUGAGCGGUGCAGUCCCUGAUGACAGAGAGGCUGACAGCCUGCCUCUGGUAGGUUCACUGAAAGUUUGGUUCAGUCAGCAUUUCAAACAUGGCAACAAAAAGGUGUCAACACUCCACCAACAAAUGGGAGCCCUCACAAUGACUGGGUCCAUGUAUUAUUCAGUCUAUGGGCUAUGAAACAGUUUUUGAUAUUUUUGCCUCUGAGUUUAUGUAACUUUAAGCAACGAAACCCUCAACAUGACUUACACAGCAAUGCCUACAGAGUUUUUUAUUUAAGCUCAGUCUCACCCUUUAACAGCCGACACACUGGGCUUUGAUAAGGUUAAAGCUGUCAUACGGUGCUCUAAAUCUGCAUCAACUUUGGCGCCCCCUGUGGAUGAAGCAGUCUUCGCAUAUUUUGUACUCUGCUAAGUCAAGUAAGUGUUUAUAUAGUUUUUUACAUACUACGAGGACUAUUGGUUGUCAUUAUGCAACAUAACAAUAAGAUGCAGUCUGUAGCUGUGUUAACCACUAAUUUCCUGUGUUUUAGAAAGGUCCAAAAAAAAAUCUAUAUCCUUUGUCUGAAUGUAUCUGGACUUUUAAGACAAAUGCAAACACAUAAGACCAACUGAAAUCACACUGAGCUGACCUGAACUUCUCAUAGUUAGACUAAUUUAUCUAGGUAAAGCAUGUAGAUUGAUAUUCUCUCAUGUAUAAUCUAGUUGGACUAGCCCAGGGGUCGGCAACCUUAAACACUCAAAGAGCCACUUGGACCAGUUUCCCACAGAAAAGAAAACACAGGGAGCCACAAAACCUCUUUGACAUCUAAAAUGAAGAUAACAUUGCAUAUAUCUUUUUUUUUUUACCUUUAUACAAAGUAUAUAAAAAACUGUAGCGAGUUGCAUUUAUGAAAUAAAUGAACUAUUUCGGCGAGUGUCUGUCUUCUUCUGUAGUUAAACCGCAAGAUAUCAAAAUCUACCCGGAUACAGCAAUGCUGCUUUUUGAUUGGCUGUUCAGUAGAUAUACUUUAUUUGAUUGGCUUGUGCGUGGCACGCAGCUUCUGAACUCUCGGAGAAACUCAGUUGAUUUCCCCCUGUUCCGUAGUUGAAGAAGCGCAACUUGGUGGACACCACCGUGUUCAUUUAAAUGUGUGAGAAAUACAAUGUGUGGUGUGUGAGCGUGUGAACGAGUGGGAAUGCGUGUGUCAUACGCUGAAUGCGUGAGACUUGAGAGCCCUGUGCUCACGCAUCAUCGAUGUACUCCCGAGCCAUGCAAAACGGUCUUUGCAAAUGUUGCACUGAACGCCUUCCUUUUCAGUCUUGGUAAAGUUUUCCCACACCACUGAUGUUUUAGGUCGGGAUUUGGGUUGGGUUGUGUCCAUGUUUUUCUCAGCCGCUGCCUCGGCCAUGGCUGUUUCUUUUCUGUGCGUCCUGCUGAUGUUUACACGCCGGUGUCCAUGGACAUAUAUAAAGACCCGACGAAUCGAUUACAGAAUUUGUUGGCAACGGAUUUUUUCGUCACGACGAAUCUACUUAAUCGAUUCGUUGUUGCAGCCUUAAUAGUUUAUUUAAUGUUACAAGAGCAUUAUAAUCUUUGAAUUUAGAAUUACAAAAUAAUAAUAAUAAAAUAAAAUAAAAUGCAAUUAAGUAUUUAUUAUUUAUUUUCCAAAUCCAUUGGGAGCCGCAGCUUAGGGAAGAAAGAGCCGCAUGCUUCUCCAGAGCCGCGGGUUGCCGACCCCUGGACUAGCCUUAGCAUUCUGCAUAUGGUCUAGAGUUCACAUGAUGGGCUUUGAUCGAGAAGUUGAGUAGUAUUAACUCAGGAAUCUGGGUAGUGAACUACAACUUGACAGAAGAAGAAAGGAAGCAAAAAAGACAAAGCUGUCAUGUCGUGUACAAGAAGGUACAGAGCUGUAAAAUUUAUGUAUUUAUCCUUUCACAUACACUCUGUUAGCCACUUGCUUCGCCUCUUCUACAUGAUGUAAUAAGUCAGAGACAUCCCAGUAUUAAUAAGCUACCAUCUGAGGUGGACAUGCUUCUGUUGAUAGUAUGAUUCUUGCCCAGUGCUUGUGCACUGGGGCAAGGACAGUAGUCCACUGAAAUCACCUACUAGAGCUUUAACUGUAGUUUGACUUGACUGUGCAUGUAAAUGUGCUGACAGCUGUUUCCAAGUCCCACUCAACAGCAGCAGCUUUCUGGGUUUGUGCAGAUGGGUUUACAGUUGACACACCUACACACCUUACAUCUCUCUGCUCUGCUCUGCUCUCCAGCAGUUAAUCCCCUCUCUCUGUUGCGUUUUAUUUUUCCUCGCUGUACAUGAAAGAAAAGGUGUGCCAUCGUUCUUGUCAAAAUCGCUCAUUUUCAGUUUUGGUUGUCUCUCUGUUCAGCACACUGAUCAGCUGCAGGAUGAGGAACACAAGAGUGGUGCAUUUGAAAACAGCAGAAAAACAAAGUGGCUUUUUGACAGAAGAUUUCUAAGCAUGCGCUAACACUGAAAUUCAUGUUUUUAUCGUGGCUUCUUAAAAUGACCAGAUCAAUGUGAAAAAAUUGAUCCUUUCAACAGCAACUGAUAGCCUAGCUUUCUUGUUGGUUCUACCCCCAAGCUGAUUAAGCUGAAAUUUGCUGGAUAAAGCACUUACUAUUAACAAGGACCACAUAAAACCAAAUUAAAAACAACCAAACCAUACGUUUGUUUUUGUGGUGCUAUUAUAAAAAACAGAAAAAAAAGACUGAACUUUAAAGUCUUACUUUUUUUUUCAAGGCAGCAACUAUCUUCAUUUUUUUUUUCUUUACAGUAGAUCAAGUGACACUGAGAAAUGUUUAUUUGUUUGUUCAACACUCACAGUAAAAUAACAGCCAACACUGCAGCUCAUGACGGGUCUGCAGAACUCUAAUUUAUAGCUCUGUACGUUGUUUGCACCCUACUGUCGAUUUAAGGUGUCACUUUGUUGCUGUUUUUGUUGACAGCUUGAUUCUGCCAUCAAGGAAAACUGUUUCUGCAGGUGUUAAAAUCCUCCUCAGAUGUAAACUUCAAUGAUACUGCAAUGAUUUUAUCAAUCACAGCAACUCAGUGGGCUCUAUUUUGGUGCUUCGCCGGAGAUCUGCCGCAAGCGCAGCGUCAAUCAGAUCCGCCGCGCUGACAAGGCGUUCCCAAGCACAUUUUGGUAUUUUGGUGAGCCGCGCAGCCCGGUGUAAGUAUCCCCCCUCCCUAACUCAGCUCCUCCCGGCAGCAUAAAUCAUAGAAGGGGAGGCGAGAGGGCGUAUAGGGGUUUAACACAGCCGAGACCUGUUUUCACCAAUCACAUUAGCUCCUCUCCUCGCCUUUAAAUCCGCCACAGGCGAGGCGUAUUACUAUUUUCAUGAAGUAGUCAAAGAGAUCAAGAGAUGUCUGAAGACAGUUAUGCCACACGAUGGCGACAGAGGGCAGCUGCUCAACAAGUGUCCUCCACACUCUCUCAUCUGAGCACAGAUGGAUUUGGUGUGCGUAAUGUUGGACCCACUGGUAAGACAAACACCCUUUUCCACAAAUAAAGACACUCACAUAAAGUUGCAUAUAUUCAAACCUCACGUGACAAAGGUGGGUUGUGCGCACAGAUCACAACAUAAACUCCAAAAAGGCAUUAAAAUCGGAACCAUCUGUGCGUAAAUGACGCAUCGCGCUCCGUGGCCUGGCUCUUUCUUUCAUAGAUGUUGGCAUAUAAAAUAAAUUUGGCUCACAAAACUGAAUAUUAUAAUAUCCGUAUGUCGGCUUAAAGUAGAUAACGCAUCUGAGCACUGAAACAAAUCAUCUGUUCAGCUGCAGCAGCAGCAAGACGGACAGAGGACACGGAGACGUGUCCAGGUCGAGCUGUGCGAGAAAUAAGAGGAAGAGGAAGAAAGAAAAGGAGGGAGACGAAUUACAUAUCUUGUUAACUUCAUCAUGUGUGUAUAUUUACUAGAUAUUUAAUUUAAUUUGAUGCGGUUUCAGCUGUGUUGAUUCGGUCAGGUUGUGUGUCCAAACGCGUGCCAAACGCGCUCAUCAGAUCAGAUAUAGAUCAGAAUAUAUCGAUAUAGAUCUAAAUAUAUGUGCUGACUCAGAUUAAUAGUUGAUGAUGAUUAUUUAUUGCACUGAAAUGUGCCUGACACUGUGGAAACCUGCCGGUGAGGCAUCAGUGACGUAUGUCGAUACGCCGCCAGUCUACCAAAAUACUACAAGACCAGCUGCGUUCCGCCUUGCGCUGAAAGCUGACCAGGUUUGAAUCGGCGAGCUUUCAGCGCACUUUACACGCCGUUGGCGAGCACGAAAAUGUCACUGCGCCAGCUGAUUCUGUCGACACCUCCCCCUGCCACACCACCACGCCCAGCUUGGCGGAUCUCGGCUCGCCUCCGUGCGGCUUAUGCCACGAAAAUACCAAAUUGGCCUUACGCUGGGCUCCGCCAGACGAAAAUACAACUGCGCGGGGCUCGCCGCCCUCCGCCGCCUCACCGGCGCGAACGAAAAUAGAGCCCAGUGUGUAAGAAAGUGGGAUGACUAAAAAAAACAAAGUUGAGAUAAAAGCUACUUCUCUCUUUUCAGUUUACAGCCUCUUCCUGGUUGGCCAAAUACAGCCUGCUGUGCCAGCCUGUAGACUACAGCGACAGCCCGCUGGCCAUGAGGGUAAUGCUUUCAAUUUAUCAAAGUAAUAUUUAAUGCCAUUUUUUUUUAAUCAAGCCUUGCUCUGAAAUAAGUUUAAAGCAUACAAAGACUUUGGUGAAAUAAUCUUAAUCAAUGAAUUCUUAAAAUGGAAUUAACAAUAUGUCUAGAUGUAGGGGAGACCAGGUACGGUUGUAACACUUUUUGUUUUAGUUCCCAUAAAUCACUGAAUUUUUGAGCUGCAGCUGCAAAUUUUUUACACCAAGUACCCACGUUUAUUUACUACAAAUGGAGUCAAUUCGAACCUCUGCAGGAAUAUCACAGAUCUUGUGGGUUAACAUAACAUAAACAGCAUCCUUUACAACAACCUACCAUACUUCAGGGGUGAUUAUAACACAUGCAGGAGUUAGUGAUAACAAUUUGAUAGAACAAAUGCAAAAAAAAAAAAAAGAAGAAGAAAAAAGGGACUACACCGUGUAAUAGACUAACAAAGUAGUUUGUAAAUGAUUUUUCAGACAUAUGACAUAUUUUUUACCCUGUUUGGCAGAUGGCCAGAGUCUGCUGGUGGUUCUACUUCUCCAAAGUCAUAGAGCUCAGUGACACUGUGAGUGUGGACGGUGGGAUAUUAAAAUAUUUUUUCCAAAGUUUUCCAUUUGUUAUUCCAGAGUCAAAUUUUUUUUUAACUAAUCCCCAAAUAAAUUCGGAUCUAUAACUGUACAUACAAUAUCAGUAUACACCUUGCCUCAAGUUUAAACACAUACAGCUUCAAGUUCUUCAAGCAAACCAGCUUCUUGUUUCUCUAUGUUUUCAGAUAUUUUUCAUUCUGAGGAAGAAGAACAGUCAGCUGACCUUCCUCCACAUCUACCAUCACGCCACUAUGAUCUUCAACUGGUGGGCCGGGGUCAAAUAUGUAGCUGGUGGGCAGUGUGAGUGCACGCCAACAAGCUGAUCAAAUCUCACUAAACAGCCCUGAAAAGAAGACAAAUUACUCUAAAACUUCUCAGAGGAACGUUUGAUUUGAUGUCCUCUGUAAAUCAAGCAGUUUCUAGUUUUAUUACAUGAUGUUAUCUUGUACAUGUGUUUUCUAACAUUUUUUUUUUUUUUUUCAAAAGUACCACUCAACAUCAAAAACACAAUGUUUUUUUUUCAGUGUGUGCUGUCUCAUCUCUCCUUGUGAAUGUUUUAAAGCAUCUAAAACUACAUAGAAACCUGAUUUGCUGUUGUAGGUCAUGAAGAUGCAUUAAUAUGAAUUCUAUUACAUAGUGGCUCUAACCAUGUUUAUCUAAAAAAAAGAAAUGGUUUGAAAGAUCUCGCCUUGUGUGUCUGCCUUCAGCUUUCCUGAUUGGUCAGAUUAACUCCUUGGUCCAUGUGGUGAUGUAUCUGUACUACGGUCUGGCAGCGUUAGGGCCCGCUAUGAUGAAAUACCUCUGGUGGAAACGCUACCUCACAACGCUGCAGCUGGUCAGUUUCUCUGUGUUUACACUUCAUAUUUACCUGUAUUUGUGUCUGUUUCAUUAACUGGGUGAAGCCUCCAUGAGAAUAGCACCCUCUGGUGACAGGCUGCAGUAUAGGUCAAAAAUCCGGCCUCCUCCGGCAAUCCCUAUGGAGCUGUGGACAAAGUUACGCAGAAUAUUUUUUUUCCCCUCUUGUUGCAAUGUUGACAUGUAGUUACUGAAAGACUGGUUUGCGCUCAAGUCCUCUUUUUUUCUCUGCAGCUCCAUUUUUAAAAGUUAUUAGGGGGUUCAUGGUUUUUUUUUAAUGAUUGACACUUUAUAUAGCCUAUGAAGAUUGUGUACAUCAUCUAGAGAUGGAAGGCGGAGCCAAGUUGUCCAUCGAAUAUACAGUCCAUGGUUCAGACACUGGGAUGAAGAAACUGCUCUCAUGAGUAUAUCUAUAAAAGGCUGUGUAGCAUUGUGUUUUUACUUACAUAACAUUUCAGUAUUCUGUGUAACAGUCAAAAUCCUGAUUUAAAAUAAUGUUGAUAAAAAUAAUGAAAACAACACAGAAAAUGAAGCUGCGUACUUACAGUAACACAAAUUAAUAAUAAAUCAUAUCUCAUCAAAGGACAGCAUUCAGUGAGUACAUGCAAAAAAAAAAGCACAAAGUAUAGCACAACAAGUGAGUUAAUUGAUUUUAUAUCAUAUAAUAUGUUUGAAAUAUGUUGGAAAAAAAGGAAAGAUUUUUGGUUACAAGCAAAACAUGGCCAACCAAACAACAAAGACAUACUUUUGUACUACAGAGAAUAGUUUUUUUUUGUCCAUAAACCCUCUGUUACAACUUGUACACAAUGCUUUUGACUUGAAAACAGACACAAAAAAAACUCAGAUGUUCCAGGCAAUGCAUGCCUCUUUCUUUUCCGUUUAUGAUGAAUAUACUAAUUAUGUUCUGUUUGUUGUCUCUGUAAUAAACUGCAUAAUGUGGCAACAAGCCAACAUUUCUGAAGGGAAAUCAAGGCAUAUGAACAGUAUGAACCUUUUAGCUAAUCCACUGUUAAUCACAACUGCUUGUCAGCCUAUCUGCGGUGGAAAGUAUGCACACCUAGCGUAAGGUUAGCGCCCAGCAUCUUUCACUCAAAGCCUUCAUGUCCACAAUCACUGAUAACUUUUCACCUUAAUAUAUUACAGACAUGUAAGUAAUAAAAAUCAGCCUGCUCUAAACAUUUUCAUAAAUGUGAAAAUGAUCUAAACUAGUUCUCAAAGGCUGAUAUAAAGGAAUUACAUGGACAGAAUGUUUUAAGAUGAACUUUAAAACAGGAGGCUGAAUGGAGACUGGCUCACUUUUGAAGACAGAUCCUGGUGGACACUUAGUGAACAGCAGUGUCUGAACUGUAGGCUAAUAAGAUGGGGCUUCCCUGGCUGUUCCUCUUCUGCUCUGCAAAUACGUGCAUACAACACUGCAAAAGUCACAUAUAUCAACAGAGCUGCCAAUUACGGUGCUAUACCAUCCAAAAAAACUCAUCUUCUUAAAAAAAAAAAAAAAAAAAAAAAGACACGUUAAUAUGCAUAAUAAAAUACUUGAGAAGACAUGUUAAAGAUAUUUUUCGUGGAAGGUACUGUAUAUUAUAAGUUUUACCCACCUGGUUCUAUUAAAGAGGCAGACCAACACUGCAGUCAGUCAGCAGACGGAGCAUUAAGUCUUUAUACUUUGUUUGUGGUGAGCAAUUUUUUAAACUAUGGGUGAGGACUCAUGGGGCAUCAAUAUGGCCAACUUCCUGGCUGGUGAACAUGUUACUGUUUGCAUAUGAACACACACCUAUGUAAAGCUAUUGUCUGUCAGAAUAUAUAUAUGCACAGGUAAGUUGAGCUGUGGUCAGUGGUGAUAUAACUGGACUGAACUGUCAUUGUCCCAGUUUAUAAGCACUGGGCAAGAAUCGAACAAAUAAUAGAGAUGUGUCUUCCUCUGCUACCUGCCUUCUUUCAACUCUUUCCUACUGGUUCAUCUACCGGCUGAUGUAUUACAUAUUAAAAGAGUCGGAAAAAACAUAAGAAGAGGGGAACAGGAUGUAGAUUAGUGAUGCAAACAUUGUCACUUCCACAGCUCUGUAUUGUUUAUCAGGAAAGUUUAAGCAUUUUCACAUUCUUGCCUCAUGUGUCAAGCUUUUGUUUACUACCUGGCUUCCUAGCAACGCACCCAUGCUGUUUGACCACUGACUCAGGGCCUGGUGUGCAAAAACUGGCGUAUGCGCAGAACACUUCAUUUCUUAAUUUCGAUUUCGCUGUAUAUGACAAAGAAAAUUGACCUCCAACAACAUUAACAGUGUAUGGUAAUCCGACGAUAAAAAGCUCAAUUCAGAUUUUUAAAAGUCCAGCUUCAGUGGGACCAGGCAGUAAAUUGAUUCUUUGAACCACAUGAAAUGUUCUUUGUAUUUUUCCCUCUUAAAUCAGUUUCCAUAUUUAUGAAUAAUCUCAAAAUGACAAAAAAAACUUGUUUUUGUUGUGUAAGUGUGAUCGUUUUUCUUCCUCCAUAAGGCCACCUGCUCAGCUCUUCAUUGUCUUCGUUGGCUGUUGUAAUAAUCAGUCGGCUUAGACGUGCUGAUGCUGCUCAGCUAACUAUUGGACCAUCUGUUUUCUUCUCUGUAGCGCUGAUAAAGAGACAAUACAUUUCCUAAGUUUAUUUUUCUCUGUAUGGCUUCAACAUAUAUAGGUCAGAGUGGUGACUGACUGCCAUUAUGUAACAAUAACAAAGUUGACCCCAGAGUUGACCCUCAAGCCUUCAUUAACAGUUGGCUUCACAGUUUGGUGAACUGAGGCUGAAAAAUGGAGUUAAUUGAGGACAUUGGUGAUUUCUUUGUGUGUUUAAGGAGGUUCUUUUGUGGUUUUGUAGAGGAAGUCAUACAUUUUCAUUGGAUGGGGAGAUGUUUGUGUGGAGUGGGAGACAUGGAAGCAGCGCUCAUUGUGUCCAUUCAUAACCAUUCAUAAUGCCUGCCUGCUAAAUACAAUAGUAAAGCUAAGCAUAUGGAUAUGAGCCAGACGACAAUAACCAAGGUGGAUUGUUAGUUACAUAUUGAACUGUUAUUAAAAUUGUCUCUCAGUUGCAGCCUAUAAACUUAAUUAGACAAACACCUAUAUGUCUGUCUGAAUGUACGAGCUGCUCUUGCAAGCAAAGUAGGAUACUUUUCUCAAGUUGUGAGUUUUUCAUGAGGUCUUUGCCUUCAAGGAUGCACAAGAGUUAACCUUAAAGGGAUAUUCUGGCAUAAAAUUAAGUUGGGGUCAAACACACCGUAACACCGAGUUAGACUUUACUUUUCUAGUUAUAUCAACUUUAGUAACGACCGCACAAUGGCAAUACACAGCUCUCAUUACUUCAUCAUUUCCUUGAAGUAAUAAUCAUCAUAUUAAUCAUUUUGCACUGCUGACGCAGUAGUUCUUCUGCCUUAGCAUCUUGGUCUGAUUGUAUUUCCAUAAGGAAAUGAUCAUAAAUGUUCUUCUUUGAGCUGUGUAACCCCACUGCAGUCUGUGAUGGACUAGUCCGAGGUCUCUGUACAAACAAUUGGCUGCUGGAGGACAGUGGGUGAGUUGUGUUAAGUCUCUUUGCCAAACAAACCAGGCAAAAAGAUGUUUGGUGGCCAGCACUAUGGCUUGGACCCUGUAUGUACUGUUGAUGAAGUUAGGUGCUGUUCUGAGCAUUAUUUGUGGCUAUUAAGUGGCUCUUUGGUUGGGUGCAUGGCUCCUAAGAUCGCUGUGUAUUGCUAUCAUGCGGCCGUUACUAAAGUUGGUAUAACUGGAGAAGCAAGCGGUCAACAACAUUCAUCUCUCGACAGGAUGUCUAACUCGGUGUUAUGGUGUGUUUGACUUGCACUUAAUUUAUCGCCGGAAUAUCCCUUUAAUGUUUAAACCUGUUGAAAGUUUUACAGUCUGCCUCCCCUCCUGCAGCACUGCAGAGUGUACCAUGAUCCAAGUCCUGUAAAAACUUCAGUCCAAACUAGUUAUAUCAGGAAAGAUCUGCUGAUUACUUAAGAUUUACAAAUGCUGUACAAUCUUGCUCAAGUUUUCCAUAAUCAUCUACAAAUGUAAGACUUCUGUGGUAAACAAUCUCCACAUUGAGUCUCCUUUUGAAGGGAAUUAAAGCUCACUUGGCUCAGCAAUAACUAGAUCUCUCAUCUUUCCACGUGUGUUUAGUAGUGUCAUUCAUGUGCAAGGGUUGGCUUUUAAAGCUAAAGUGAUUGCAACUAACUCACCACUACAUGCGCUCCACCUCAGUCUAUACUGUCUGCUGCUACAGUGCAACAUUGAUAGUUAAUGUCUAAUGUUUGUUUUUUACCUUGCCCUCUUAUUCCCCCUAUCUGUCUGUCUGUCUAUCAGCUCCAGUUUUUCAUCGUAACCGUCCACACCACCUACAACCUGUUUGCUGACUGUGACUUCCCUGAUUCCAUGAACGUGGUGGUGCUGGCCUACUCACUUAGCCUCAUCGCUCUCUUCAGCAACUUCUACUACCAAAGCUACCUCGCUAAAAAAGAUAAAGUGAGAGAGACAGACAAGGUGCAUUAA